AUGUCCACCUACGACUCCCUCCACCGCCAAUGCCGCACCCUUGAGUCCCUCUUCGAUACCAAGCUCACCUCCUACUCUCGCCUCGCCUCCACCGUCUCUCGCGGCCAGGACGAUAUCGAGGCCAACGGCUCCACCGAGCGUUGGAGGGACCUCGAGGCUGACGUCGAUGAGCUCCUCGAUAAGCUGCGUGAGAUCAACGACCAGCUGUCCGCCCUGGCCAGCGACACGGAGAACCCGCCAUCGCAGUCUAUGCUGCGUGCCAUUCAGCGGCACCGUGAGGUCUACCAGGACUAUGCGCGCGAGCUGCGCAGGACAAAGACGAACGUGCAGGCCGCGCUCGACCAGGCGAAUCUCCUCAGCGGCGUGCGGAAUGAUAUCGAUGCGUACAAGUCGUCCGCUGCUGACGCGCUUCUCGCGGAGCGCGGGCACAUCGACAACUCACACCGCAUGACGGACGACAUCCUUGCACAAGCAUACGAGACCCGCGCCGAGUUCUCUCGCCAGCGAGUGACCAUCUCCGGGAUCAGUACGCGCAUGUCUGGUGUCCUCAACACCAUCCCCGGCGUAAACAACCUCAUCUCGAUGAUCAAGUCCCGCCGGCGGCGCGACUCGAUCAUCGUCGGCUGCGUCAUCGGCGUGUGCAUCAUCCUCCUGUUGAUGUAUAUGUUCUGA
Molecule: messenger RNA, 672 nt
Organism: Fibroporia radiculosa
Lineage: Eukaryota; Fungi; Basidiomycota; Agaricomycetes; Polyporales; Fibroporiaceae
Exons: 6
Coding region: 1-672 (223 amino acids)
Biological process (GO): endoplasmic reticulum to Golgi vesicle-mediated transport; vesicle fusion
Cellular component (GO): Golgi medial cisterna; cis-Golgi network; Golgi membrane
Molecular function (GO): SNAP receptor activity
Source: RefSeq, a predicted model, not a curated record